CUCUGAAUUUGUCAUCGAUUUAGCAUAUUGUGUGGGUAUCGGAACUGACAGUUGCUCGGUCAUGGCGUCAGAAGCAAAGGGUGCUGUUUUUGAACUUUGUAAAAAAGCUACCCACGCUAAACGUUGCCCUUGCAACAAUCAUAUUUUAAACAAUUCUUUAGCAAAAUCUUCCAAAGUCGCAAUAUGCAGGAAUGCAUCAUCAUCAAUGAAGAAGGUUGUAGCUUUUGCCAAUGCAUCAGCGAAGCGACACAAAGUGUUCGAAGAGGAAAUGGGAGGAGUGGCGUUAAAAGGGCUGUGCGAAACACGAUGGGUCGAGCGACAUGACGACCACCUUCAAUUUCAAGGUCUGAACCUCGUGUAUAUUUGUAAUGCUCUUGAGAGAAUUUCCUGUUGGGAGGACAGCAAGACUGCGGGUGAGGCACAGUGUCUUAAACAAGCCCUCCAAAGUUCGGAAUUCCUAGUUACAUCUAUUUGCUUAUGUGACGUCUUAGAUGUAACUGUAUCUCUCAGCAGAUUUCUUCAAAAAGCCUCGUUAGACCUUUCUAAGGCAACGGAUGCAGUUAAAGAUGUGAUGAGCGUUUUAGAGGAAAAAAGGAAGGAAGCUGAUUCUGUUUUUGGAAAGUUGUUCUCCGAAGCAAAAAAGAUUGGUGAACUACUCGAAGUAGAAAUAAAAAAACCAAGAAUUGUCUCAAAACAAAUACAUCGAGACAAUAAUCAGCCAGCUCAAUCAACAGAGGAAUAUUUCCGACGAGCAAUAUAUAUUCCUCUGUUGGAUUCAGUACUCACCGAUUUCAAAGAUCGGCUAUCACAAGAUGUUUUAUCUUUAUUUGAACUGGGUGUUUUUUUGCCAAAAAAAAACUGCUACCGAAAAGGACUUGGAAGCCGUGAGACGAGCAACAACAUUUUAUAGCCAGCUUUUAAAUAACCCUCCCGUUUCGAUGGUUGUCCAGGAAUUCCAAUUGUGGACAAAAAAAUGGAAAAGAGAAGCUGAAAAUGGCCAAAAAUUUCCGGAUGACCUUCAAACGAUAUUAAAUGAUUGUGAUACGUGUAUGUAUCCAAAUAUACAUACAUUUUUGCAAAUACUUGCUUCUCUUCCUGUGAGCGUGGCAACGGCAGAGAGGUCGUUCUCAACACUAAGACGUCUCAAGACCUGGCUUCGUGCAAAUAUGGGUGAAGAGCGUCUCACUGGCCUUGCACUUUUGAACGUUCAUAGGGAAAUUGAGGUCGAUGUCGACACUGUCAUAACAAGUUUUGCUAAAAAAAAGGAUCGCCGCCUAGAAUUUGUAGUAUGAGUGUGCAAAAUAUUUGAACAUGCAUAUUAGGGUGGGUCAAAAAAAUCGAAAUUCUUUUCUUUUUUUUUGAUUUUGUACUCCAAAAAAUCGAUUGCUGGACACCUCUUGAAUAUGCACACCAAAUAUGAACUCUUUAUAUUAAUGGGAAGGUCCUCUGCUUCGCAAUUUUCCAUUUUUACAUCAAGCUUUUACUAAAAAAAAAUAUUUUUAUCAUUAUCAAUAAUGACUUUUUAGCAAAUUUCUUUGCAUAUUCUUGAAGGAAAUUGAACGCUCUACAAAAAAGGCCUUGAACAAUUUUUUGUUUAUCUAACCGUUUAAUAUAUAUUUGAGGUCCAAAAAUCGAGAAAAUCUUUAAAAACUCUUUUUUUGUUCUUAAUUUUUUAACAAAUUGAAAAAAUAUAAUCAAACGCACAAGACAUAUUCUUGUAGCAAAUAGAUUGCUCCACAAAAAAGGUCUUGGUAAUUUUUUUUAAUUUAUCUAACCAUUCUAAAGAUGUUCGAGGUCAAAGUUAAAAUAAAUUAUAAAAACAUUUUUUACUUUUAAAAAUUAUUCAGUUCACUGAAAAUUUAUUAUUUUUAAAUUAGCAAGUUGUAUUUUUGUAGGAGCUUAACGUUCUACAAGAAAUUCCUUAGCAUCAAAUUGAUUGCUUUAACCGUUUAGAAGAUAUUCGUAUCCAAAUCAUCCAAAUAUCUUCUAAACGGUUAAAACAAUCAAUUUGAUGUUAAGGAAUUUUUUGUAGAACGUUGAAUCGUCUACAAGAAUACAUCUUGGUAAUUU
Episyrphus balteatus (marmalade hoverfly) is the source of this 2070-nucleotide messenger RNA. RefSeq lists its product as uncharacterized. The transcript is spliced from 2 exons. The coding region runs from base 62 to 910 and encodes 282 amino acids. NCBI's taxonomy places the organism in Eukaryota, Metazoa, Arthropoda, Insecta, Diptera, Syrphidae. The record is from RefSeq and is a predicted model, not a curated record.